This is a messenger RNA of Purpureocillium lilacinum, 240 nucleotides long. Lineage: Eukaryota; Fungi; Ascomycota; Sordariomycetes; Hypocreales; Ophiocordycipitaceae. The record is from RefSeq and is a predicted model, not a curated record.
AUGGCCUGCCGCCUUGGCAGCGUUCCCUCCCGUAGCACCGUUAGUCACGGCUACGACGCCUCGUGCCCACCACCGUCAGCAGCCGUGAUCUGUCACAGGUGCAUGUUGCCGAGUAGGCACAAAAACCCCCUGCAUCCGGCCGACUAUGCAGGCGUCUUCCGUGAUGGGCUUCACAUGACGAUGGCAUGGCGAGAAUCGGACCGGCAUGUUCCUCGAAUCGACACUGCCGCCGGCCUGUGA